CAACCUGCAGCAUCAUGAAUAUUCAUGCCAGUCAAAAGAACUGCACAAUAACUAUCUCAGCUUUGUUUAUGGCUGUUAUAUGAACAUUGACCUGUGUGUUUCUCCACUGAAACUCCUCCUGGAGCUCCAGUGAGUGUGUGAGUGUGCUUCGGUGUGUGUGUUUGUCUGCAGAUCCUCCAGCAUGAGUAAAGACGUGCGUCCGUCGUGGGACAAUCCCAUGCAGUUUGUUCUGGCCUGUGUUUCCUAUGCCGUGGGUCUCGGAAAUGUCUGGCGUUUUCCAUACCUCUGCCAAAUGCAUGGAGGAGGAGGUUUUCUGAUCCCGUAUCUGCUGAUGCUGCUGCUGGAGGGGAUUCCUCUGUUCUGCAUGGAGCUCGCCAUCGGGCAGAAGAUGCGUCUGGGUAGCAUCGGCGCCUGGAGCUCCAUCAGCCCGUAUCUGAGCGGACUGGGUGUGGCCAGUGUGAUCACUUCACUCUACCUCUGUCUGUAUUACAACGUCAUCAAUGCCUGGAGCUUCUGGUACCUCUUCCACUCCUUCCAGUCGGUGCUGCCGUGGGCCGAGUGUCCCGUGAACAGUAACCGGACAGGGUUUGUGGAGGAGUGUGCAGUGGCUUCACCCACGCAGUUCUUCUUCUACCGCGAGACGCUCAACAUCUCGUCCUCCAUGGAGGAGUCCGGCGGCGGGCUGCACAUGGGGCAGGCGCUCUGUCUGGUGCUGGCCUGGGUCAUUGUAUAUCUCUUCAUUGUCAGAGGAGUCAAGUCUACCGGCGUGGUUGUGUAUUUCACCGCUACGUUUCCAUACGUGGUUCUGUUCAUCUACCUGAUCCGCGGAGUGACUCUGCACGGGGCCUGGAACGGAGUCAAGUACAUGUUCACACCUAAAUUGGAGCAGCUGGCGAAUCCUCAGACGUGGAUAAACGCUGCGACUCAGAUCUUCUUCUCUCUGGGUCUGGGCUUCGGCUCUCUGAUCGCCUUCUCCAGCUAUAAUCAUCAUCAUAAUGACUUCGAGAAGCAGGCGAUCGCAGUUUCACUCAUAAACAGCGGCACGUCUAUAUUCGCCAGCGUCGUAACCUUCGCCAUCUACGGCUUCAAAGCCACCUUCAACUAUGAGAGCUGUCUGGAGCGGAACAGGCUGCUGCUGCUCAACACAUUCGAUCUGUCGGAGGGGACCAUCAGUGUUGAGAACGUGACGGCGUGGAUCAGUCAACUGAACAGCACUCAUCCUGACAUCUUCAGCACCAUCACUGACAAGAUCCAGGACUGCAGUCUGGAGGCGGAACUGGACACUGCGGUGGAGGGCACGGGUCUGGCGUUUAUCGUGUACAGCGAGGCCAUCAAAAACAUGCCAGUUCCUCAGCUCUGGUCAGUGCUGUACUUCCUCAUGCUGCUGCUGCUGGGAAUGGGGAGCAUGCUGGGAAACGUGACCGCCAUCAUUACACCACUGGCAGACAUUAAGAUCCUUUCUAGGACACUGAGCGAUGAGACUAUCAACGGUCUGGUCUGUCUGCUCUGUUUGCUGCUGGGUUUGGGCUUCACCAGCCCCUCUGGAAACUAUUGGUUCACGAUAUUCAACGAGUACGCAGCAACUCUGUCUCUGCUCUUCAUCGUCUUCAUCGAAGUCAUCAGCGUCUGCUAUGUCUACGGUCUCAAAAGGUUUGAGAAGGACAUUGAGGACAUGUUGGGUCACCGUCCGCACUGGUACCUGAAGCUGAUGUGGGCGCUGGUCAGUCCACUGCUGCUGCUCUGCCUCUUCAUCUUCUACAUCAUCAACUAUAUACAGGGUGGAGCGCCGACUUACCAGGCCUGGGACAAACACAUGGGUAAAUCCGUGGUGAAGGAGUAUCCAGUGUACGGACAGGUGUUCAUCGCUCUGCUGCUGGCUUCAUCACUCAGCUGCGUCCCCAUUGCCGCUCUAUAUGCUUUCUGCAGGAGGAAAACAAGAUCUGCUGUCCGAGAGGAGCACAGUAACACAAACACUGCAGAGUAACACAAACACCAACCACACAAACACUGCAGAGGAACUCAAACACUGCUGAGGAACACAAACACCAACACACAAAAAACAGAAAGUAGUGAUUUCUAAAUUGACUUUGACUUGUAUUUGCAACACAUUUCAAAAAAAGUUUAUAUAGUAAAGCAUUUAUUGUAAUGUUGCCAUAAAUUUUCACAACACUUUAAAGACGAUUAGGGACUGAAGAUACCAAGUGAUGAAGUGUUUCAGGUGUCAUUUUGUCCCAUUCUUCCUGCAAACAAGUCUUAAGUUGGGCGACAGUACGGGGUCUUCCUUUUCGCAUUUUGCACUUUAAAAUACACCACAGAUUCUCUAUUGGAGACAGGUCAGGACUGCAGGCAGGCCAGUCCAGUACCUGUAUGCUCCUCCUCCGCAGCAGGACUCUGUAAUGUGUGCAGAAUGUGGUUUUGCUUUGUCUUGUUGAAAUAUGCAUGGGCGUACCUG
Danio aesculapii is the source of this 2452-nucleotide messenger RNA. Its product is annotated as sodium- and chloride-dependent transporter XTRP3-like. The record is from RefSeq and is a predicted model, not a curated record. Bases 182 to 1984 code for a protein of 600 amino acids. Gene Ontology annotation, cellular component: plasma membrane. Gene Ontology annotation, molecular function: L-proline transmembrane transporter activity. Lineage: Eukaryota; Metazoa; Chordata; Actinopteri; Cypriniformes; Danionidae. Gene Ontology annotation, biological process: sodium ion transmembrane transport. The transcript has 11 exons.